GGGAGGCAGCUCCUGGCCGCAGCAAAAUUGGAUUCCUCUGAGCCGCCAUUCCUCUGAGCCGAGUCUCUCCUCUCUGGGGCUGGGGGCUGUGCCGCUCCGUGUCCGGGGAAGGCAGCUGCCCCGAGCCACGGCCGUGGGCUACCAGCCUCCUCCCGAGCGCAGGGGAUGGGGCACGUCUAUCCCACGGUGGGAGAGGGGCCGGAGGUGAUCGGGGUGUUGGGUGAUGUGGGGCCGCCCCUUCGCCGCCAGCCGCGGGCACGGUGCAGUGAUGUUGUCCCACUUACGGUUCCCGGGGUCACUCCCGUUUAGGGGGGACAUGCGAGAGUUCUCAACGGUGGCAGAGCACCACGCCAGUGGUUCCGCUGCCCCCAGGCUGGGCCGUGACCCCUCAGCGGGCUGGGAAGUGCGGAGGUGCUGCCCCUGCCCCCGGCGCGGGGAGAGGCUCUUGGACUCCUCCUCCGGCCGCUCAGGCGGCUCCAAUGAGCCCCGGGGGCGUCCGGGCUGCCCUGCCCUGCCCUGCCCUGCCCUGCCUUCCCUUCCCUUCCCUUACCUUACGCCCUCCUUCUUCCAUCGAAAAAUGGGAGAGAUCAGCCAGGCCGCCGGACCGGGGCUGCCUUCCUCCCCCUCUCCUUCCUCUCCCUCCCCGCGCUCCGCCUGCAGCCUCGUCCCGCCGGUCGGGAAAGGGACUCCACGGCCCGGCCGGGACAUCGCUGGGCGUCUCACCUUUCCCCUGCUGUCUGUCACCCUUCUGGUAUCCUUUGGCUCCUCCAUGCUCUAUGGCUACAACCUUGCUGUGAUGAACUCGCCAGCAGAGCACAUAAAAGCUUUCUACAAUGCCACGUGGUCCCAGCGGUAUGGACAUGGGCUGGCCCGUGGGCCCCUGACCCUCCUCUACGCCCUGACUGUCUCCAUCUUCGCCCUGGGCGGGCUGGUGGGCUCCUUGCUAGUGGGGAUGCUGGUGGCACGGUACGGCAGGAAUGGAGCUCUGAGCCGCAGCGCUCUCCUCGUCCUCCUGGCCGGCGGCUUCAUGGGCUUCAGCCGGGAGCUGGGAUCCCCUGAGAUGGUGAUCAUCGGCCGCUCCAUCACGGGGCUCCACUCAGGUAUCUGUCUCAGUGUGGUGCCCCUCUACCUGGGAGAAAUCGCUCCCAAGAACCUGCGGGGAUUCCUGGGCCUCAUGCCCAGCUUCUUCAUCUGCCUGGGGGUUUUCUCUGCCCAGGUCCUGGGCCUCCCAGAACUGCUGGGAGAGGACAGGUUCUGGCCCCUUUUCCUGUCAGUGGUGGUUGUUCCUGCCUCCCUCCAGCUCCUGCUGCUGCACUGCUUCCCUGAGAGCCCUCGGUACCUGCUGAUAGAGAGAAACGACAUCUGUGGGGCCACCAAAGACCUGACAGCCCACCACAGCCCUGAUGGUUCAGCCCUUCUGUCCCACCUGGUUGUGCCGCAGGAUUUCCAUGGUGCCCAGCACUGUGCACUGCACCGGUUUCUGGGGACCCCUGAUGUACAGGAUGUGAUCAAGGAGAUGAAGGAGGAGCAGCAGUCGCUCUCCUCCAUGGAGAUGGUGUCGGUCUGGCAGCUGCUGCGGGACCGCUCUGUGCGCUGGCAGACGCUCUCGGUGGUGGUGGUCAACGCCGGCAUGCAGCUCUCAGGGAUCGAUGCCAUCUGGUUUUACACCAACACCAUCUUCGAGAACACCGGGAUCCCUGUGUCCCAGAUCCCCUACACCACCGUGGGCACCGGCGCCAUCGAGAUCAUUGCUGGGCUGAUUGGGUGCUUCACCAUCGAGAGGGUGGGCCGGCGGCCCCUCAUCAUCACCGGUUUCUGUGCCAUGGGUGUCUGCUCAGCUGGCAUCACCGUCUCCCUGCUGCUGCAGGCCACCCUGCCCUGGAUGCGCUACGUCAGCGUUGCCUGCGUGGUCGGCAUCAUCACUGGCUUCUGCAUGGGACCAGGGGUCCAGCCAGCCCUGUCUCAGGCAGUUGGGACCCCAGGCAUGUCACCAUAUCAAAUACAGUCCCUCACCAGAUUCCUGUGUGUCUUGGAAUGUACUCUGGACCUCGGAUCCUGCCCCCCAGUCCAGGGACAGUUCUGGGACCCAGGGCUUCCGGCUCAGUGACACUUGACUGGAGAAGUUGAGUCCUUCCAGGAGAAAGAGCCACAACCUGUGUCCAGUUUUCAGUCCACUUACAAGUUGGCUUGGGAAGUCACUUCCAUACAUCCUGGGUUUUUUCACCAUACAUGGGAAAAGCAGGUUGGAAAAUGGCAUUUCUGUGUCCUGCGGGAAAUUCUGAUGCUCAGAAAAGUGGUUGCUUCUUUCCUUCCUAAAUCAGCCACAGUGGCAACAAAAGCUGAUUGAUAGAAGGAAGUUUUCUAAACUCUUUUGAUCAAGGGAGUCUGGAAAGGGCAUUAUGGAGGGUGCCAGGAAGAUGUUUCUCUAUGCCUGUGGUCUCUCUGAGAUUUAAUGUAUCAGCAUUUAGAAACACUUUUGGAAAACUAGGAUCCAUGUGAAAUGUUCCACCUUUAUUUUGACUCAGUCUGAAACUUCCCAGUCAUGCAACUUGUGGAACUGGCCUGAGCACCCAGCAAUGUGCAAGUGUGGCAUGUCAGGGGGACAUCACCCACCCCCCAAGACAUAUCCCAAUGGGACACCAAGGGCAGGACAUGUUCCACCGCACUCCCUGUCGCCCCCAGCUCUCCCAGCACCACCAGUUUGAACCAUGAGUCUUGCUGGGCUCCAGCCCUUUGGCCACAGGACUGAGGUGGGCAGAACCUGUUGACCCCAGGGAUACUGGAGUCAGCCUGUCCCCCAUACCAUUGCUCUGUCCCCU
Molecule: messenger RNA, 2819 nt
Organism: Corvus hawaiiensis (hawaiian crow)
Lineage: Eukaryota; Metazoa; Chordata; Aves; Passeriformes; Corvidae
Product: solute carrier family 2, facilitated glucose transporter member 5-like
Exons: 12
Coding region: 224-2107 (627 amino acids)
Biological process (GO): monosaccharide transmembrane transport
Cellular component (GO): membrane
Molecular function (GO): hexose transmembrane transporter activity
Source: RefSeq, a predicted model, not a curated record